AUGAGGUUGUUUUCGUUGGCUGUCGCGUUUGCACCGUUGCUAUGCGUAGCUUUGGCAGCUGUAGCGCACGUCCACGAGCAGGCUAAACCUGGCCAACGUGAACGAACUGACGACGGCGCAUUUAGCCCGAAAGAUUCGUCUCAUUACGGUCCUGGCGGGGAACACAAGGCCGAUUUUGAUCACGAAGCUAUCUUAGGCAGUGCCAAGGCUGCAAAAGAGUUCGACGAUCUUCCCCCAGAUGAAGCUAAAGCACGAUUGGCUGAACUUGCCAAGACGAUGGAUGUGGAUAAGGACGGAGGCAUUAACCGAAAAGAGCUAAAUCAAUGGAUAUUGCGAUCUCUGUCGUUGCUUUCCAAAGAAGACGCUGAAGAUCAAUUCGCGGAUCUGGAUGUUGAUGCAAAUGGGAAAAUUACGUGGAGAGAAGUUUUGGAAGACUUUGCUGAAGAAGACAGCGAUGAAGUUCUAGACGAUAAAGAGAUAUUUGAAAACGCAGAUGUCAAUAAAGACGGUGCGCUUGAUAAACAUGAGUUCAAGCAUUACACGCACCCUGAAGAAAGUGAUGUGAUGCGACCAUUGCUAGUCAAACAGUCUCUCAGGGAAAAGGACAGAGACGGAGAUGGGGCUUUAAAUUUCCAGGAGUUUUUGGGCGAAGAUGCAAAAGACAAGGAUAAGGCCUGGCUUCUUUCCGAAAAAGCAAAGUUCGACGCCCAGCACGACAGGGACCGGGACGGUGUGUUAAAAGAAGCUGAGAUAGCGGAUUGGUUGCUGCCCGACAACGAAGAUAUAGCCAAAGAAGAAACUUCGCACUUGUUUGCUUAUGCGGAUGAGAACCACGACGACAUUUUGUCGUUGGAUGAAAUUGUGAAGCAUCAUGAGGUGUUCGUGGGAAGCGAGGCGACGGACUUCGGAGAGCACCUCAGUGAAGAUCGGUUGGAAAGCCUGCCGGGAGAUUCCGUGCGUUCUGAAACGAAACUGCCAGCAUCAGGCGAAAAUGUCGCCAAAUUUUUGGAGAAAAAUUGUGCGUUGGUGCUCGAUUUCCGGAUCGAAGCUUUUUUGUGUCGGAGUUGCCUGGAACUUGUGACGAAGUGUGACAAUCUUCAGCAAGAAUGCGACGCACUGUUGGAAUCUCUGCGUUUUUUGAUCUGGCAAAAAGAUGCCCCUUCGAACUCUAAUCCUCACAAGGAAGAAACUGUCAGUCUCGAUGAACGAGUUACGGUUGACUCAGGACAUCUAUCUUAUGGUCCAAAAAAUACUCCUCCGCCUGAAGUUGAGGAACAAGAGGCGUUUAUGCCAGAAAUUUUCACGGAAUCCAGUGAUGUCGGUGAUACGGACGACAUUCAUCGAUCGCCGAAGGAUCACAAACCUCCGGAAGUCAAAUUCAAGCGUCGGAAGUCGAACGGGACGACUGCGAAUUGUCAAGUCGAAAAGCAGUGUCCCGUGUGUGGCAUUCCGGCAGUUCCCGGCCUUUUUACGCAACACAUGCGCGAAGCCCAUCCCGAAUCCAAAUACAGACGACCUGUCCUAUCGAAGCGACUGGAGUGUGCCUUGUGUUCAUUCACUGCUAAAACAAAAUCCAGAAUGACCCAGCACCGGAAUUGCACGCACGGGCUUGGACCCAAGUACCCGUGUCCUCACUGUGGUCUCCUGUUCAAACGAAAAUUCGCACUGACUGUUCACGAGCAUAAGGAGCAUCUGAAGACACCCCUGCGGAAGUGUGGAGAAUGCGGGAAAGAGUUCUUCUCGAUUCCUGGUCUGUUGCAACACGUAUCUCGUCAUCAUCCAAAGAAGCCUGUUCAGACUCGAGUAUGCGACGAAUGUGGUCUUCAAGUGGACGCCGUGGCGUUUUAUUCGCACUCUGCCAAGCACAGGAAGGACAAGAUGACUUACCCGUGUUCACACUGUGACCGAGUCUUCACUUGCAAAACGUAUCGGCGCCGGCAUACGGCCAAGUAUCACGGCGUGGGUGAGCUCAAAAUGAAAUCCUGUGAUCGGCUGAAGCAGUGCAGCGAGUGUGGGAAGCAGAUGAAGAACGACGAAGCAUUCCGAGCCCACAUGUUCAUGAAGCACAAUAUCAAGCUUCCUGGGCUCAGACAGUUGGAUUGUCGCUACUGUGAUCGUGUGUUCUACGUGAAAGCAUUAUUCAGGUCACAUGUCAUGGUGCAUACGGGAGAAAAGCAUUUUAAAUGCAACAUCUGCGGCUAUGGGACGCGAUUUUCCGGAAAUCUCACUAAGCACAAGAAAUUCGUCCAUAAAAUCACACCAACUCUGCGGAUAACUCCUGAGGUGCCAACUAAGCAGUCGAGCGAAAAUGGCGUCAAUGAUCAAGAGGAAAUGCGGAGCGAAAAUUCUCUGAAAUCGAAUAGAAUGCCUGAAGGCAAGGUUUUGCGACUUCCUGAUGUCGCGCUUCGGAAGACAUUGAGUGGAAGAAUUCGGAAAAGUGCUGUUGACCCCAGAAAGAAGGUAGUUCGAACCGCCUUGAAGAAUCCACACGAAUUCCGACCGGUGGACAAGUUGCCUUGUGACAAUGAAGAACUUCUGAAACGGUUAGAAAGAAUCGCCGACUCCGUAAAGCCCGAGGACAACACGGAAUACCGCCAAAAGUCACACGAUUUGAGAUCCUUGUUCCUGAAGAAAAUCCGCGAGAUCACCUCGAAGAAAUCCCAGUUCCGGCGCAGCAAACAGAAACAGCUCAUAGCGGAAGAAAAAGCCCGCUUAAAAGCCGAUCUUCUUCAAUUGCCGACGCACCCGCAGCGAGUGAAACAAACAAAAAAUCCUGCCUUAAUAUAUGGCAUAAACAAAGUGAUGCGGGCUGUGGAACGUGGCAACGUUUCUCUUGUUUUCGUCGAUGCUCAAGACCGUGUAUGUCUCGUUGCCAAUGCAUUGUACGCUGCUUGUCGGGCGAAGGGAAUCCCAGCGAUGGCUGUUGAGAAUCUGGGCCAGCGACUGGGGACAGUGUUGAGUUUGAAGAGUAUGAUUUGUGCUGCGAUUGACCGCAAUGCUGAUCAGGGUCAGGUUUUUCACGAUUUUGCGUUGACUGGAAAUUGGACUGAUUCGCUGUGAGCUCUAUAACAAGUGUACAUGCUUCUCUUCUCUGUGGUAUAUACGGUGUCCAAAAAGUUUCUGCUUGGUGAGGUAUUCAGAGAAUUCGAUUUUUAUGAAUUUGCAUGCAAUAGUUAUCCGGGCUAGCAAUAUUGGGUUUUGAUAAUCAUAUACUGCAUAUCAGCUGAUAAAAGCGUGUCCUGUAUUUUGAAAAAUUCCUUAUUGCAAAUUAUUUUCAUUAAUUUCCUUGCAUUAUAAGACUCACAUUCCAGUAAGUGUCGAAGGGUAUUUUACCAGAUACACUGAUAGAGUAUCGUCAAGCCGAGAGACUAAGUGGGUUAAGUAAAGUAAGACUGGUAUAAAUGCGACUUAUUCUUUUCAACUUCUAAAAAUGUGACAAGAUUAAUUUAAUUCACGCCCGAUGGAAUACAAAUGCGCUGAUCUGAAGAUUCUGAACUGCUGAGUUUUUUUUUGUCCCAUUGAGAAGGGAUUUUUCAAAGUACCUUGGGCGAAAUUAUGGAUUUCAGUGAUAAAUUACGCUGAAUCAGCACAGGAUCCCUGUGCAUCACGGUACCUCCUGUGUGCUCGUGAGCAUGGCUUCAAUAGCCUUCGGGUUAAUUGGGAUCCGAACGGAACGAUAAAAAACAUAUUCGACACUUUUUUCGUUUUUCAAAAUUUAUUUUCCUUUAAUUUGCUGUUUGUAUUGUCUUUUAACGGAUGCGCAGAAUAUGCCUUUUUUUCAGUGCAUACGAUCUUUUUGGACACCCUAUGUGUAUGAAACCCUAUCCGAAGUGAUGAUUUGUUGCUGGAAUACAGUUGGUCACAAACUGAUCAAAAUGUCCGAGGAAUACAUUUUAUCGAUUUGGAAA
Messenger RNA from Notodromas monacha, 3908 nucleotides. The record is from the annotation of a GenBank genome assembly. Lineage: Eukaryota; Metazoa; Arthropoda; Ostracoda; Podocopida; Cyprididae.